Messenger RNA from Bradysia coprophila, 917 nucleotides. It is a transcript of the gene Cox11, whose product is annotated as Cytochrome c oxidase copper chaperone COX11. Gene Ontology annotation, cellular component: mitochondrial inner membrane. Gene Ontology annotation, molecular function: copper ion binding. The record is from RefSeq and is a predicted model, not a curated record. Lineage: Eukaryota; Metazoa; Arthropoda; Insecta; Diptera; Sciaridae.
UUCAGUCAAAAUAUUUUUGUGUUUUUCGUAAACAUAACCCAUAGAACAUUCGAAUUUAGAAAAUUAUGUUAAAGACGAGCAAAUAAUUCGUAUUUGUUUUGGAAUUCUGUGACCGAAAUGACACUGCAUUGACCAACGUACGAACGAGUAUGUUGUCAUUCAUUAAUUCUCUGCGAACGCCUGUGGCCAGGCUUAGUUUACUGAGCCGAAGUAAUACCGGUGCAUCCACAUUCGUUCGCUUCAAAAGCAGUGGCCAACCGGACAAUGCAUCACAAAAACUGAAAAACCGUUCAACACUAUAUUAUGCAACCGCAGCUGGAGUCUUGUUCGUUGGUUUGACUUAUGCAGCCGUGCCACUCUAUCGAAUGUUUUGUCAGGCCUACAGUUAUGGUGGAACAACUGGGGUAGGUCACGAUGGCGACAAAGUGGAAACAAUGGAGAAAAUUAAGGACCGAGUUUUGACCAUAAAAUUUAAUGCGGAUCUGGGAGCGUCUAUGCGUUGGAACUUUCGACCACAACAAUAUGAAAUCAAGGUGAUACCUGGUGAAACUGCUCUAGCGUUUUAUACGGCCAAAAAUCCCACCGAUGUACCAGUAGUCGGCAUAAGCACUUACAACGUUAUACCAUUCGAGGCCGGAGCCUAUUUCAAUAAAAUUCAAUGUUUCUGUUUCGAAGAACAGCAACUGAAUCCUCACGAAGAGGUCGACAUGCCAGUGUUCUUCUACAUAGAUCCAGAAAUCGUAGCCGAUCCGAAAAUGGAAUUUGUCAGAGAAAUCACUUUGUCGUACACAUUUUUCGAAUCGAAAGAGGGUUUCACAGUUCCGAUGCCACCAAGCUAUGCGAAAAGUCACUAGAUGCCGAAUGUUGUUACAGUUUUCUUUUAUUAUUUAAUGUUUUAAUUAAAGCGAAAUAGUUGA